Caenorhabditis elegans is the source of this 508-nucleotide messenger RNA. It is a transcript of the gene spp-20, whose product is annotated as Saposin B-type domain-containing protein. The record is from RefSeq and is marked reviewed. The coding region runs from base 9 to 356 and encodes 115 amino acids. Lineage: Eukaryota; Metazoa; Nematoda; Chromadorea; Rhabditida; Rhabditidae. The transcript has 2 exons.
UUUGAAUAAUGAAUAAUUUCGUUACUUUCAUUUUGGUGCAAUUUCUAUUCACCAUUGGAUUUUCAACGCCGCUCUCCACCGAACUUCCUUCUUCAAACUGUAAAAUGUUUUGUGAACUGUGUCAAGAUGGUUUUUCAUUGAUUCACAAAAACAUUGAACAAUUUGAAUCAGUCACUAACGAGGAAAUUGUUAAAUUUAUCGAUCAUAUUUGCCAGCUUGCUCCAAAACUGGAUAUCAUCAACGUGGUAUGUGAAGUUGCGAAAAACGAUAUGAUCGAUGGAGUCAACAAGUUUUUGGAUUUUCUUAAAAACAACACGGAUCCCGUUGUUGCGUGUACUCGUCUCUCAAUUUGUUGAUGCCGAAAUUAAUUUCUCAAUGUUUGGAAAACUUGUUUCAUGACUAAUGAAACUUGAAUUUUUGUAAUAUGGGAACUUUCCAUGAAAAGAUUAAAAAUGUAUUUCCCAUAUUGACAGCUUACAAUGUUCUGAUAAAAUAAAAGAGAUCCAAG